This is a messenger RNA of Ipomoea triloba (trilobed morning glory), 1329 nucleotides long. Its product is annotated as transcription factor VIP1-like. Bases 67 to 1110 code for a protein of 347 amino acids. Gene Ontology annotation, biological process: regulation of DNA-templated transcription. Gene Ontology annotation, molecular function: DNA-binding transcription factor activity. Lineage: Eukaryota; Viridiplantae; Streptophyta; Magnoliopsida; Solanales; Convolvulaceae. The transcript is spliced from 4 exons. The record is from RefSeq and is a predicted model, not a curated record. Gene Ontology annotation, cellular component: nucleus.
UGUUCCCACUUUCCAAUUUCCAUUUUGUGAAUUGGACGAGCACGAGCCAAAUAAGUCCUGCUGAUAAUGGACCCUAAUUUCGCCGGAAAACCCUUUUCUGCACCCUACAUAGCCGCCCGGGCCGACCUUGAUCAGAUGCCCGACACCCCAACACGCGGGACCCGACACCGUCGGGUCCAGUCCGAGACCUUCUUCCGCUUUCCGGACUUCGAUGACGACAUGCUCAUCGACGGCGUAGUUUCCGACUUCAACUUCGACAACCCCGCCGCUCCUCCCCUCCCCCAGUCUCCUGACACCUCUGUGCAGCCAGCCAACUCGGCCGACUCUUCCUCAACCGGGCCGGGUUUCAACCCCAAAUCACAUGCCCACUUCCGGAGUCUCUCUGUUGACUCUGAUUUCUUCGAUGGACUCGAAUUCGGUGCUACGUCAGCUGCUGACGCCGCGACUCCGACCUUGACGGAGAAGAAGGCGCUGGGCUCUGGCCCACGCCAUAGACAUAGCAAUUCUAUGGAUGGUUCUUUCCCAACAACAGUUGAGAUCGACUCUAUCUCUGCCAGAAAGGCGACGGGAGCUGAUAGACUUGCCGAGCUCGCCUUGAUUGACCCCAAGAGAGCUAAAAGGAUUCUUGCAAAUAGACAAUCUGCAGCUCGCUCUAAGGAGCGCAAAGUUCGUUACACCAGUGAGCUGGAGAAGAAAGUCCAGACCCUACAGACUGAAGCAACUACUCUUUCUGCACAAAUUACACUGCUUCAGAGAGACACUUCUGGACUGACUGCUGAGAACAAAGAACUCAAAUUGCGUUUACAAGCUUUGGAACAGCAAGCUCAUCUAAGAGAUGCUCUGAAUGAAACUCUGAGGGAUGAAUUGCAACGGCUUAAGCUUGAAGCUGGGGAAAUUCAAGCCACUGGAGGAAACAACUUCAAUCGAGGGCCACAACCUCGACUCCCUCCACAACCACAAACCUUUGUUCACCAUGGCAAUCAUCAUCACCAACAAAUACAGCAGCAGCAGCAGCAGCAACUUCAGAGGCCUGAUUCCACUGCAAGUAGGCCAAGUCUCAGUGGGCAGGCCAUGCCUAGCUUCCAAAAUUUCAGUCAGAGAGCUGGAUAAGCACAUAUCAAAGACCAGGCGACAAGUAAUUUACUUAGGAUAGGCAUUGUAUAUGUUUGUUGUGAAGGGCUUGGAAGAGUCCUGUUCUAAUCAAUCCUCUCUGUUACCUAUACCAGUUGUAUUAUUGAUGUUAAGAAUAGAGAUUGUAAAAACAACAGAUGUAAUUAACAGCCAUUAUGAUGCAUUUUUUACUGUAGACUUUGGUUUUAGUUGGUGCAA